This is a messenger RNA of Sapajus apella (tufted capuchin), 662 nucleotides long. It is a transcript of the gene KGD4, whose product is annotated as mitochondrial ribosomal protein S36. The coding region runs from base 109 to 420 and encodes 103 amino acids. Gene Ontology annotation, biological process: 2-oxoglutarate metabolic process. The transcript is spliced from 4 exons. The record is from RefSeq and is a predicted model, not a curated record. NCBI's taxonomy places the organism in Eukaryota, Metazoa, Chordata, Mammalia, Primates, Cebidae.
CGGGCUCCUCCUCCGUGACGUCCCGGGAAGCACCGCCCCCAGAUCCCUGGGACUCCGGUGAUAGCCGCGGCUCGCUCGCGCCCCGGAAACUGCCCCUUCUCGGGGGUCAUGAUGGGCAGCAAGAUGGCGUCUGCCAGUAGAGUCGUUCAGGUAGUCAAGCCACACACUCCAUUAAUAAGGUUUCCUGACAGAAGAGACAAUCCUAAACCCAAUGUAUCAGAAGCUUUGAGAUCAGCAGGGCUACCAUCUCACUCUUCUGUAAUUUCACAACAUUCUAAGGGAAGUAAAUCACCAGAUUUGCUGAUGUAUCAGGGUCCACCAGACACUGCAGAAAUAAUAAAAACAUUACCUCAGAAAUACAGAAGGAAACUUGUGUCUCAAGAAGAAAUUGAAUUUAUCCAACGUGGAGGUCCUGAAUAACCAUGUUGGCUGCUGUUUGUCAUCAGACAACAGAAUUGUCUUUACAAUAAAGGACUUCUGAAACGACAGAUGAGAAACUGUAUAUUAAACCCUUUAAUAAAUAUUCUGAAAAAAAAAUGAAAUAUAGAAAAUUUAGAUGGACACUUGUAUCUUCUAAUUUAUGUAUCUUGGUCAGCUUUUCCACAGCUUACCUAAUUGUUUAUAUACUUUAUACUUAUUAAAGUAUACAUUUUUAAAUGUUA